AUGGACGUGAUGCAUGCGAUCUCGCACAAGACGGCGACGCUGAUCCCGUGCGAGAGCUGGCUGCCGCGCAACCACACGGUGCAGCAAGCGCGCGCGCUGUUCAUGGACUCCAAGUUCGACGUCAACGAGUCGCGCGACAUGUACGCCAACUACAUGGUUUUCCUGCUUGCCCGCGUGUGUCGGCUGGUUUACUCGGGCAGCCUCAAGCAGGACGAGUUCGAGGCCGAGUGGAUCGAGCUGUACACGGAGCUCGACCGCUGGUGGCAGGACCGCCCCGCCGAGAUGCACCCUGUCGUGAGCAUGUUCAAGGACGGCACGCCGUUCCCGAGCAUCCUGUUCUGCGUGGCCCCGGCCAUCUCGGGCACGCAGAUGUUCCACACCGCCAUGAUCUUGCUCAUAAAGUACAAGACGCGCGUGGUGCGCCCGCUGCCCACGCUCGCUGUCGACCCCGUCAUGCGCAAGAGCCUCAUCUGGCACGCUAAGUGCGUCGUCGGCAUCAGUUUGUCCAACUCGGACCACGGCUGCCUCAACAACGCGUUGCAGCCGCUCUGGGUCGCGGGCAAGCUCAUGAGCAGCAAGGAGGAGCAGCACAUCAUCGUCCAGCUGCUGCGCGACAUCGAGAACACCACCGGCUGGUCCACCAGCUGGCGCAUCCGCGACCUACAGGAACACUGGAGUUAUUAG
This is a messenger RNA of Ogataea haglerorum, 684 nucleotides long. RefSeq lists its product as uncharacterized. The transcript has a single exon. The record is from RefSeq and is a predicted model, not a curated record. Gene Ontology annotation, cellular component: nucleus. The coding region runs from base 1 to 684 and encodes 227 amino acids. Gene Ontology annotation, molecular function: DNA-binding transcription factor activity; transcription cis-regulatory region binding. Lineage: Eukaryota; Fungi; Ascomycota; Pichiomycetes; Pichiales; Pichiaceae. Gene Ontology annotation, biological process: positive regulation of transcription by RNA polymerase II.